AUGGCUGUGAUCCGGAGUCUACUUGCGGUUGUACUGGCAUACACGGCGUGGCGCGGACUGCAGCGUGCCGGAUGGACGUGGGGCGUGUCGUCCUUUCACCCGCGAACGGUGGGCUCCUGCGACGGAUGUCCGGGUGGAAGCGGAGCCGGGAGCGAGAAGCGGGCAGGCGAGGCGUGCGGCGGCAUGCUAUGCGCGGUGGUGAACAUGCUGACAUGGCGCAUGAGCUCGUGUCCUUCUCGGUUGGCCCUCUCGCCGAGCACCAUGGCCUCGGUGGUGGCCGGCGAGAUGCUGAUGCUGCUGGCGGCGGCGGCGACGGCCGGGUGGGCGGCGGUGCGGGGAAGCCAGGAGGCGCUGAUGGGCAAGGUCGAGCGGUGGUCCUGGGGCCUGGCUGGCCUGGCCAUGGCCUGGCUGUUGGUCCAGGACGUGGCCAUGUACAACAACCAUGAGUACCUGUACGCACUCCUCGCCGUUGUCUUUGCCCUUGGCGGCGACAGCGAGAUGGCGGCCGAGGCCGAGGCUCUCGCCAUCGCUGCCCUCUGCGCCACUGUUUACGGCUGGGCCGGCCUGAUCAAGGCCACCACGCCUGAGUGGCGGGAGGAGGUCCUGGCCGCCCAGCUGAUCAUGAGCCCGGACGUACUGGUGCCGCUGCGGACGGUGCUGGUGCCGUCGGUGGCUGUGACGGCCGGCGUCGCCUGGGGAGGCCUCCUACUGGAUCUGGUGUGGGCGCCGGGCCUCGCGGUGCUGUUUAUGGCCUCGCGAUGGAGCGAGCCUGCCGCAAAGGUGCUGAGUUGCGGGCGAUGGGCGGGCUGGACGGUGGCGUCGCUGCCGAUCGUCGGCUUCCACGUGGUGAACAAGCUGACGCUGCCGAUCGGCGAGUUUCCGCUGACGAUGGUCAUCCUGCACGCGGUGCAGCUUGCGCCACGACCGCCACGACCGCUGCAGCUGGGCGAGCGCCUGCGCGGACGGGCAGCUGUGCUGGUGGCGCUGUUGGUGGUCGUCAACGUGGUGGCGGGCAUACAGCAGUCUCGGGCGGACUUUUGGCGGCGGGAGGAGACUCGGUUCGGGUGGAUGAUGAUGAUGCGCGCGACGUCGCGGCCGUACUUGGAGCUGGGAUGGGAGGACGUUGAGACGGGCCAGCGAUGGCGACACGACCCGGUUGCGAGGGAGUGGACGACGUUGCGACAAGCUCGCAAAAUGGCGUUUGACCCGGCGAUACUGCGAGCGUAUGCGGUUUACGCUGAGGCCGAGAUGGCGGCGCGAAGCGGGCGGCGCGUGCGGCUGGUGGUCCUCGAGUCGUGGGCGGGCGUCAACGGCUCCCCGCUGCAGCGCUUCUACUCACACAGGGGCCGACCAGUGCUCAAAGUGCCGAGAGACGACUUUGUGUCGCAAGCGAUUAGUGCGUACGACAACAGUGAGAGCCGGGGCAUGAUGCUGGGAGCGUUGCGCGCGGCUAUGCUGCGCCAAGCCGGCAAGCCGGUCUUUGUGGCGCUGGAGGCCGGCGACGGGCCGCGAGUGGUGAGGUUUUCAGUUGACUGGGCCGGCGAGGACUGGUCGAGUGGGGCGGAUGUGCUGCAGGCCUGCGGUCGGGAUGGCGUGGCCUGGAUAGGCGGCGCGCGGGUGGGCAGCGGCGAGUGUGUUGCGCUGGCAAUGGAGUUGCCGCUGGAGUUGUGGGCGGAGAGCAAGUCGGCGUUGCACGACUGGGUUUGA
This is a messenger RNA of Thecamonas trahens ATCC 50062, 1707 nucleotides long. RefSeq lists its product as uncharacterized. Gene Ontology annotation, molecular function: gamma-glutamyl carboxylase activity; vitamin binding. The record is from RefSeq and is a predicted model, not a curated record. Gene Ontology annotation, biological process: peptidyl-glutamic acid carboxylation. Lineage: Eukaryota; Apusomonadida; Apusomonadidae. Bases 1 to 1707 code for a protein of 568 amino acids. The transcript has 2 exons.